Marasmius oreades (fairy-ring Marasmius) is the source of this 1659-nucleotide messenger RNA. RefSeq lists its product as uncharacterized. Gene Ontology annotation, molecular function: chitin deacetylase activity. Bases 84 to 1487 code for a protein of 467 amino acids. The record is from RefSeq and is a predicted model, not a curated record. Lineage: Eukaryota; Fungi; Basidiomycota; Agaricomycetes; Agaricales; Marasmiaceae. Gene Ontology annotation, cellular component: membrane. Gene Ontology annotation, biological process: carbohydrate metabolic process. The transcript has 11 exons.
UCCACCUUGACAACCACUCCUCCUUUCGCCCUUCCGGCGUUCGUCGCUCGUUUUGCUGCUCUAUCUACAAGAUAUACGCUAUCAUGAUUAACUUUCACCUUCUCACCUCUCUUUUAGCCAUCGUUGCUACUGCAGAAGCAACGAAUCCUCAUCACCACCGACACUUCAAACGACAGGGAACAUCCAGCGCAUCUGCGUCUUCGUCCAGUGCCACUUCAGCAUCACAGACUAGGGGCUCUGCUUCAGCAUCGCAGACCACGGGCUCUGCUUCAGCGGCAGUCACCGACCCCCUCUCUACAUUGACUGCCAUUGUCUCUGGCGUUCCCGUUCUGGGUUCCAUCACUUCUGGCAUGCCAACUGGAACGCCAUUUUCGGCUUCUACGACAUACCAGGCCGGUACAAAGCCAACUUACUCUGGUGCGCCCGCACUUCCUUCGCCAUUCGUCCUCAAGGCAGGCACCUUCCCGGCUCUGGACAAGGUUCCGCCAACUGACUCUGCCGAGGUCAAGGAAUGGUUGAAGGAGCUUGACGGCUGGACUAUUCCCAAUAUUCCCAAGAACGUUGACAACCUUUGUAGCAGCAACCCUCAAGCUGCUCAGGAUGCUGCAAAAAACGGCUGGUGGACUUGCGGUGCUCAUACCAGGUCUACCGAUAUAGUUCAAUGCCCUGAGAAAGGAACAUGGGGUGUCAGUUUCGACGAUGGUCCCAGUGAUUAUACACCGAAACUCCUCAACUAUCUCACCACCAAUAACAUCCAGUCGACCUUCUUCGUUGUUGGAUCACGAGUUAUCUCUCGUCCAGAUAUUCUUCGAGAGGAGUAUAUGUCUGGACAUGAGAUCAGUAUACACACUUGGUCGCACCCGGCACUCACCACGCUGAGCAACGAGCAAAUAGUUGCUGAGCUUGGCUGGACCAGGAAGGCAAUUAAAGAUGUGCUCGGUGUCACUCCCACCACCAUGCGUCCACCCUAUGGUGACAUAGAUGAUCGUGUCCGAGCCAUUUGUUUGGCUAUGGGUAUGAUCCCUAUGAUGUGGACUUCCGCGCCCGAUGGGACCUCAUUUGACACCUUCGACUGGCGUGUACCUGGCGGCCUGGUCAAUGGUGUUCAGUCAUACAAGCAAUUCACGGGCAUCCUCGACAAAGCGUCUGCUUUAGGAAAUGGAUUCAUUGUGUUACAACACGACUUGUAUGAGAUCAGCGUUGAUCUCGCCAUAGGUUAUACAUUAAACGCUGCAAUGAAACACAACCCGCCUUUCAAGCUCCAAGCUAUUGGUCAAUGCUCCAAAAUACCCACCUCCAAUUUAUACCUCGAGAGCAACACCAACGCAACGUUCCCCUUCCAGAAUUCCACCUCUGGAAAGAGCGACACCAAUGGCAAAACAUCAGGUUCCAACGGUUCCAAUGGUGCCAUUGCUUCAUCUUUACCCUCGUCUGUCUUUGCCACGUACGUUCUGGGAAUUAUUGCUGUCGUUGCAGCAACGCUGUAAAGUUAUUUGUCGACGGUUUAUUGACGCGGUCAACCAUUACACUACGGGAUGGAGAUGAGGACUUUGCUAGAUCUAAUGAGAUAUCUAUAUUUCUCUUGCUAUUAUGCCCCUUACUCGUCGGUGCCUUUGAGAAUUGUGAUGGCUAUGAAUUAUUUUGGUCUUCUGACUGCAC